Messenger RNA from Pichia kudriavzevii, 630 nucleotides. RefSeq lists its product as uncharacterized. NCBI's taxonomy places the organism in Eukaryota, Fungi, Ascomycota, Pichiomycetes, Pichiales, Pichiaceae. The record is from RefSeq and is a predicted model, not a curated record. The transcript has a single exon. Bases 1 to 630 code for a protein of 209 amino acids.
AUGUCAUUGAACGCAGUAGUAUCUACGGGGAGAGGGGGUGCCGGAAAUAUGGUUGGCAAUCGAGUCGAAGCCGACAAGGCUGACGAAGUUAUUAUGACCGAGGAGGAAUUCAAGCGGUACAACAGCUCACAUCAUUUGAAUAGACACCAACACCAACACCAACACCAUCAUCAUGAUCACCACCAUGAUCAGGGGGAUGGCCACGACCAUAGUGGCAGCAACAGCCAUGGGACUGUAGGCCACAAGCCAAAUAAGGUAUAUGAGCCGACGAUAGACGAGGACAAGACGUACCACCAUGAUGCGACGGGGAAGAUAUAUGCGUCGUCUGGCCGUGGAGGAGCUGGGAACAUCACGAAGUUUGAGAAGCCGCCGAGUGCGUUAGUACAGGAUGGGGAGAGACAAGAGAUUGGGUUGAGUCCUGUGUUCAGUACAGGACGAGGAGGGGCCGGCAACAUACACAAGGCCGAUCGGGCGACCAAGACCAAGGUAACAUUAGAGAGUGAACUAAGUGAGCAGCUAUCUCCCAUACAUUCUACACCAUCGAGGAAGUCACGAGGUUCUAGAGGUGGGUGUGAGAAUGGGGAGGAGAGAGUUGGGUUUCUUGGUAAGCUCAAGAAGUUUUUCAAGUGA